AUGCCGGACGUAGUGAAGUUGGCGCAGGAGGCAGAGACGAACCCUAGGGGCAUUCCGAAAGCUCCAUUCGUCGAUCGCGUGGAGGACUAUGUCACCGACCGUUCUGAGGUGGAGACCACCAUCAACAGCUUCAAGGAGAUGAUCUCGAAAUACCAGUUCAUGCAGGCGAACACACAACGACGAGCUGCAGGGCUCAAGGACAAGAUCCCAGACAUCCAGAAGACGCUGGAAACGGUGCGCUUCCUGAAGACGAGGGGAGACGAUGCAGAGCCCAUCGAGACAACGUUCGAGCUGAACGACACCCUGUUUGCAAAGGCCGAGGUGCCACCCACAGACGAGGUGUACCUGUGGCUGGGCGCCAACGUCAUGUUGGCCUACCCAAUUCCUGAAGCUGUGGAGCUGCUCUCGUCGAAGCUGUCAACUGCCAAAGCUAGCCUGGCGACGUGCGAGGAGGACCUUGACUUCUUGAGGGAGCAGAUCACGACUCUGGAGGUCGCGUUCGCACGCGUGUACAACUGGGACGUUGCGCAAAGGAGGAAAGACCGCGAAGCAGGCGAGUCGAUAGAGGACAAGAAGGGCAGGUCAAACGGCUAA
This is a messenger RNA of Ascochyta rabiei, 594 nucleotides long. RefSeq names its product peptide chain release factor 1. Gene Ontology annotation, molecular function: tubulin binding. Gene Ontology annotation, biological process: tubulin complex assembly; protein folding; microtubule-based process. Bases 1 to 594 code for a protein of 197 amino acids. NCBI's taxonomy places the organism in Eukaryota, Fungi, Ascomycota, Dothideomycetes, Pleosporales, Didymellaceae. The record is from RefSeq and is a predicted model, not a curated record. Gene Ontology annotation, cellular component: prefoldin complex; cytoplasm. The transcript is spliced from 4 exons.